AGAUGGAGAUAAACAGUGACUCGGUUGCAAUGGCAACGACGGCACCACUAGCUCCCGUGACGGCCCAACGACCUGUUCGGACUGACCUCGAGUUAUCCAUUCCUAAGCCCUACUUGGCUAGAGCAAUGGCUGCAGUAGAUAUGGAACACCCUGAUGGUACACCCGAACAUGAUCCUCGAGGCAUGAGCGUGCUUCAACAACACGUCGCCUUCUUCGAUCAAGACAACAACGACAUCGUUUAUCCUUGGGAGACUUAUAUAGGGUUUCGAGCAAUCGGGUUCAACGUAUUCACCUCUUUGACUGCAGCAUUCGUGAUUAAUAUAGCAUUGAGUUACAGCUCCCUCCCGGGUUACAUACCUUCCCUAUUAUUUCCAAUUUAUAUAGCCAACAUACAUAAAUGCAAGCAUGCAAGCGAUUCCGGGACAUAUGAUACCGAAGGAAGGUAUCUCCCGGUUAACUUCGAGAACAUGUUUAGCAAGUACGCCCAAACGACGCCCGAUAAGCUAACCUUGAGAGAGUUAUGGAACAUGACCGAAGGAAACCGCACYGYACUCGAUCUCUUCGGAUGGAUAUUUAGCAAGUUAGAAUGGGGAUUUCUGUACAUGGUUGCUAAAGACGAAGAAGGUUAUCUGUCAAAAGAAGCCAUGAGAGGUGUCUAUGAUGGCAGCCUCUUCGACAGUCUUGCUAGAAAGAAUUCAGCCAAGGGAAAAAGGAUGGAUUAAAACCACUGAUUGAUUAUGCAUACAUACAUACAUACAUACAUACAUACAUAUAUGUAUAUAUAUAUAUAGAGAGAGUCGGUUUCGAGAACAAUAACCAAAUAAGAUAAUAGAAAACGGUCGAAUCAUAAUUGAUUUUACACUAAAACCACGUGUACAAUCGAUUGCCGCACCCGUGAGGUUAUGGGCCAUGUUGCCCGCACACUUUUGUGUUAAGCGGUGGUGUAAAAUCAYRUAAUUUGAUCCUUUUUGUUUUUAUUUUUAUUUGGUU
Messenger RNA from Cynara cardunculus var. scolymus (artichoke), 990 nucleotides. Its product is annotated as peroxygenase-like. Lineage: Eukaryota; Viridiplantae; Streptophyta; Magnoliopsida; Asterales; Asteraceae. The record is from RefSeq and is a predicted model, not a curated record. Gene Ontology annotation, molecular function: monooxygenase activity; calcium ion binding. Bases 3 to 722 code for a protein of 239 amino acids. The transcript is spliced from 6 exons.